Molecule: messenger RNA, 2466 nt
Organism: Rangifer tarandus platyrhynchus (Svalbard reindeer)
Lineage: Eukaryota; Metazoa; Chordata; Mammalia; Artiodactyla; Cervidae
Source: the annotation of a GenBank genome assembly
AUGAUGCUGCUUGCGUCAAGUGUGUGUCUUACGAGCAUGCUAGCAGCGACAGCUGACGAUAGCAAUCCAGAGGAACAGCGGAGCGUAGACAGCAGCAGUGCAGAAGAAAACCUCCAGCGGAGAAGUCGAGCAAAAAGCGGCGCCUCCGCUGGACACAAUAAGCCAGAGGUCCAGCCUGCAGGUGCGGAGGGAAAGAAGAAGGGGAAAGCUGACGCGAAGCAACGAGAAAGACAAGAAGAGGACGAUAAAGGGACACGUAAAAACAAGAACGAAGAGCAGCACGGAGAAGAGGACGGUUCAAGUCCACGGCCGAGAUGCGCACAGACCUCAGAGACGCCGUCAAUGGCGCCAUUAGCCUCAUUGCUGGCCUUAGUGUACGUACCUGCCUUUGCGACGCUGUGCGGCCGCCUCGCUGCUGGCUUGUGCACAAAAGAGUACGAGGACGCUGUGGACGUAGGCGACUUUCGAAGGCGUAAAGGUACCAGCUAUAUGUACGUGUUUGGCCUGUAUGCAAAACGAUGGGCGGAUCGGCUGUGUCACACGGAGGAAUGGCGCGUGCCUUCGGGCAGAAGUACCCGCCUCCUUGUGGAACACUUGCUCCGGCUGUGGAGCAGUGUUCCGUAUGUACCUAUGCUCGUCUGCCCGUCGUCACUCUUCCCAUAUAACCCGACGCUCCCCUGGCCGAAGCGUGAGAAUUUAAAAAAGGGGGAUCUAUUACGCGAUGUACUGGACACCGGCAUUCUCACGGUCGCCGGCGUCGGCGGCGCCUCCCUUUCCAGUGGGCAAGUGCAACUUACCGUGGCAAAAGACCGGGGAGACGAGGGGAACUACAACCGAGCCGAACCCACAGGGUUUUUCCCGGACUACCUGCGGGCCAUCGCUGAUACUAUCGAGAAGCAGUACAACGCGCCUAUCCGGGUCCGUUGGCUAUUCUACCCUAGUGUGGAGAGCGCACAAGCGGGGGUGUUGCGAGGAGAGGCUCACAUGACGGACAUCUACUUUCUACUCGCUCAUUCUACCCCGGGGGAGCCACAACCGUUGGCACACUUCUAUAGCACGUGCCCGGUUGUGGGCUCUCCCGUGCUGCUUAUUGUGCGCGAGUCACCAUCCUUUGCUGGAUCGGAGAUCAGAGACCUCGUCUCUCUUAACCGGAGCAUUAGCCGCGCGAAGACUGCAGAGACGACGCAGCUGCUUGCCGCAGAGAAGGAGCUCAGCGAAACGGCUGCCGACAGGCAAAUCGUCUUUGUCUCAUCCGAGCUCGCUACGACCGUGCGCCAUUGCCUGUCCCCCCUGGCACUGACUGGAUUCGCCGAGGACUCGAGCCAAGCGGCCCAACUCGUGUUGGACGGAAAUGCAUUGGCGGUCAUCACAACAGGAGUACUACCUCGGCUUCACCCUUUACUUCGAGUCGUGAGCGCUCACAUACUGCUCGGAAAAGGCGCCUGGAUUGAACGAACGUACUCGGUAGAGUGUGUUGAGGAAGAGCACGGGCUUGACUUGAGCGCGUAUGCGAGAGAACGACAGCCCGAAGAGAUGAAAAGAGUCUACGGAGGCAGCGCGGAUGCGAGUGGGAGCAAUGCUUCAGCGCAAGUCAAUUUUGGCGUCGUGCUAUCGGAGUCAGUCUAUGUCUGUCGCGUCUCGUCUUGCUUCCGAUUGCGAAAUGCGUGCUGCCAGGUGCCUCUCGCCGACACGGCGCCGCUGAGGGCUGAUCCCGCUAGGAAGCCCGUGAAGAGAGUCCACACCGAAACAGGGUACAUCUUACGUGCACGCGCACUACCCCCCACCACUCAAGUACGGGUACAGCUGCAGCUUGCCGAGGUGUUUCUUCUCCGCGGCGAUAUAAACGCCUUCAUACAUACCCGAGGGCCGCGGCGAAAAGCUUGUCUCAGUACGUUGGCCAGCCCCGCACGUGCGUCGAGGCCUGAGGGUACACGUGUGUACGUCGAGGAUAUCUGCGCAGGCAACUGUACCCACCUGAGCCCACAACGUUCUGUGAAGGGGCCGCCCCCCAAGAUCUACGGAAACUUUCCUCCGACACGCCGAGGCCAGCAUGUGGUGAAGCCCGGCAGCUGUUCGAGUCAUUUCCUUCACGCAGCAACAGCAAUCGAGAUUCCAGGUGGCAUGCAGAGACACACGGUCUCCAGCAGAUUCCUGAGGCAGCAGAAAGGACCUUCGAAAGGAAAAUAUACUUUGAGACAAGCACGUCCCAUCCCGCCGGGCGUGCGCGCGGUACGCCUUUCGCGAGACAGUGCGUAUACCGAGGCUUCUCCGCGUGUCCACACGCCUAGCCGCCUGGUGGGUCCUUCACAACUGCUGCUCGCCCCGCCGGAGCUCCUGCGGCGUUUACUGUUGCUGCAUUUCGGCCGCCGCAACCGCGCCAGACAAUCCGCAGAGGGCACCUUGGUGCUUUCUGAAACAAGGCACAUGCGGCGCGCCCCCCCGAACGGCAACAACAGCAGAAGUUGA